Hypomesus transpacificus is the source of this 2775-nucleotide messenger RNA. RefSeq names its product T cell leukemia homeobox 2 (gene tlx2). Gene Ontology annotation, biological process: regulation of transcription by RNA polymerase II; animal organ development. The record is from RefSeq and is a predicted model, not a curated record. Bases 944 to 2152 code for a protein of 402 amino acids. Gene Ontology annotation, cellular component: nucleus. Lineage: Eukaryota; Metazoa; Chordata; Actinopteri; Osmeriformes; Osmeridae. The transcript has 5 exons. Gene Ontology annotation, molecular function: DNA-binding transcription factor activity, RNA polymerase II-specific; RNA polymerase II cis-regulatory region sequence-specific DNA binding.
ACAUUUUGUAGCCUAGUCAUCCAACGUCCUUGGUCCAUUUGAAAUGAAAAGAUAAUUAGACACAUAUAUGCGUUAAUGUUUAACAGGGUUAUUAUAGGCUAUAAGCUUUUCAUUUCGUGUUUUUAUAUAAUGUUGAUUAAUAUUGAUGUUCUGUUAUUAUUAAACAACGUUCCUCCACUAUAAUAUCUGUUGCGGCAUCGCGGAUAGUAUUCCCCAGCUUGUUGUGAGGCGCAAGACACCAUCUAGAAAAUAGCUGCGGGUUCUUUAAGAGAUGGGAACGGACUACAAAGUGUUGGAAACGCGGGGUCCAAUAGUUGACCGAAUGGUAGGAUUUAUGCAGUAGGGGUAUCUCACCUGCUGAAAAUCACUUCUAGACACAGUGGAACAGGACAAUCUCGUGCUUUCCCAAUUAAUAUUCAUGUAGGCUACAGAACGGUUAACACUUAAUUUAGUUUCGUCUUUUGAUACGGUGAGGUUGAGACGUCUGUGCCCUCUGUUUUUGGAGCUCUUGCAGACUGUAGCUCACCGCCAGUGUCUUCGGGAGAACUUCGGAAGCCCAAAUACGGAUUUAGCUGUAAGUAAUCGGAAUAACAACUUCACAUAUCACCAUUUAUCCCCGUUUUGAAUAUGCCGAAAUACAUUUGAUGAUGCAACGGGGUGCGGGAUUUGCACUUCAAUAGCCUCCAGUAGCUGUGUACCGAUGGAUUAUCAAUAGCCUAGAUAAUUCAGCCUACCAAAGCAUGAUUUCGUCUGGACAAAUAAUGGAAAGGUUUUGGAUGGUGUUUGUCACGUAGACUACGUUUCAAGUAAGUUUUCAGGCUUCAAAAAAGGGACAUUUUCGCACACGUGGGCAUCAUUUCAGUGCCUGAUAUUGCACCUAGGGAGACAUCAUCUACAUCAGAUCCUAUACUUUUCCCGAAACACUGUGAGCGUCUGUGAUACAAUGAAUACAACAAUGGAACACACUGGGAUUGAAGAAGUGAACCAAACGCACCAACCGCACGAACCUAUCAGUUUUGGGAUCGACCAGAUUCUGAACAGCACGGACCAGUCCAGCAGCUGUAUGCUACCCAACCGAGCCAGCGACACGGAUUACCCAAACGUUUACACCAAUGGGUACAACAGCGUCUAUAACCCGGCUUGUUCCAUGGCUGCCGGGCUGGCCGGUUCUUAUAACGUGAAUAUGAAUAUGAACGUGAGCAUGAACAUGAACGUUAACGUUAACUCCGGUAAUGCCGGAGGUGUUAUUAGGGUGCCCGCUCACAGACCGAUGCCCCCUGCGCCACACCCGCCCCCUCCUACCCACACACCUGGCCUCGGCACUGGCCUACCCACAGUGACAACUAUGCCAGGUAUGGGGAACCCGGCGAACUUUACUUUUCCCUGGAUGGAGAGCAGCAGAAGAUUCGCAAAGGACAGAUUGACUGCGGAACAGAUAGAGGACAGCCAAGCAGGAGAAUCCGUGGGCAGGCCUGGGGCCCCCGCGUCCUUGCCCGGCCUUUGUCCCAUCCCCAAGGGAGACAUCGGCAGGGUCCCUGCCUGGAGCUCUAUGGAGACGUUAGCCAAACACUAUUACCCUGAGCUCGCUCACCUGCGAGACGCUGCAGGCCCACUCGCAGACUAUCCCUUUCGAAAGGGCACAUGUCCAGCAGCUCUAUCACCGUUCUCCGUGACUCGGCGCAUCGGCCACCCGUACCAGAACCGCACGCCCCCCAAGAGAAAGAAACCUCGCACCUCGUUUAGCCGCGUGCAGAUCUGCGAGCUGGAGAAACGUUUCCACCGCCAGAAGUACCUGGCGUCUGCCGAGAGAGCAACGCUGGCCAAAGCCCUGAAGAUGACGGACGCGCAGGUGAAAACCUGGUUCCAGAACAGGAGAACCAAGUGGAGGAGACAGACUGCGGAGGAGAGGGAGGCUGAGAGGCAGCAGGCCAACCGACUGAUGUUGCAGCUCCAACAGGAAGCCUUCCAGAAGACCCUGAGCCAGCCCCUGCAGCAGGACCCCCUGUGCCUGCACAACUCCUCUCUCUACGCCCUGCAGAACCUGCAGCCCUGGGCCGACGACCACAAGAUUUUCACUCUCCCUUCAGCUUUCGGUGUAGAGUGGGGACAACGGUUAACCUCCCCUCCAAAGGAUCUAAUGGAUACACGCUAACGAUGCCCCUUCAUGAAGACUGUCCUGUUACCCUGUGAAUCCCCAAAGGACAGACUCUGACCCUGCCAUAUGGCAACAUGGAUUUGAUCUCCUUUUUUUUCUCCCCUUGCUUUUGACUUUAUACAACGUAGUAAUGCAUGUUUCAGACAUUUGUGUGCACUUGGAAUUUGCCAUUGAAGUCACCAGCCGUCAAGGUGGAUUAUCUCCAUCCUGACUGCAGGCUGGUAUUAUGGGAUGUCUGCACAAAGAUUUCUCAUAUGCUACAUUUAAAGGUGUUUUAUAUUAAAUAAUAUUGUGACUUUUUGAAAAGAUGAUCAAUAUGGAGGCUUUGUCGUUCUGUUGUCGAGUCCUGUGGUUUGUUUUACCUACAUGUUGAGGUUGUUUCCCAACACUGGAGCCUGAAGGUUUCGUUUUUCAAGAGUUGUUUGUGAACCAUGGCCACCUAUAGACACCAGACGGCUGUUAACACAGAUUAUCAUUCAAUCUAAGUCAUAACAAAAAUGUCUUAUCUCAGUGCUCCUAUCAAAGUUAAAUCUUAAGGGAAGAGGCGCUGAAUAACUGCUGUUUUAUUGUUUGUUAAUGAGACUUCACACUUCCGAUGAAUUUCAUAAUCCACAGAAGGA